AUAUAUAUAGUUUUUGGUUUAGUUAAUUAAGGAACUAUUUUUAAUUAUAUAGUUUGUAGUACUAUAUUAAAACUAAUCUGACCAAGAAUGGAAAAUUUAUUUGAUAAGAUGGAGUUUUCUGUGAAUAUGACAGAUUCUUCUUGUGUAGACAAAGUAUCAAGUUCUCUCGAUCAGCUGCAAGGAAUCAAAUCUUUUGAAGUGGAUCUAGACAAGCAGAGCGUCAUUGUAACAACAAAUCUUCCCUCCAGUAUUGUUCAGGAAAGUUUAGAAAGUACAGGAAUGUUGGCUGUUUAUAGAGGUCAAGGGGAAAACUCUGUCAAUCUUGGUGCAGCUGUUGCAAUUUUAAAAAAUGAUCAUCAAACAUAUGGACUAGUGAGAUUUGUACAGAAAGACUUAAAUUCAUGUAUUAUUGAUGGAUCAAUUAGCAAGUUGAGUCCUUUUUGUAAACAUGCUGUACACAUUCAUGAACUUGGGGAUUUAAGUAAUGGCUGUGAAAGCACUGGUGACGUGUACAAUCCAAUGCCAAGCACAAAUGAAAAAGUUGUUGGAGAUCUUGGAAAUAUAUCUGCUGAUUUGAAGGGAAAUUCAAUAUUUAAAUAUAUUGAUCAUUACAUUAAGGUUUGGGAUGUUAUUGGUAGAUCUGUUUGCUUACACGAAAAGGAUGUUGAUUUAAAAACGUCUAAACAUUCAGAUGCUGGUGAAAGCAUUGCUUGCGGAAUAAUAGCACGAUCUGCUGGUAUGCUCGAAAAUUCGAAAAAAGUUUGCACUUGUUCUGGCAAAACAUUAUGGGAAGAAAGAGAAGAAACUCGGGUCCAUUAAAUUAAGAUUUAAGGUUUUUAAUUAGAUUUAUAAAAGCAACUCUGAUGACCAAAUUUUGAUGAAUCUGAUUAUCUUCUUCAAGUAUGGUGUAUCACUAAAAGAUUUAUCUAUUUUAUAAAACAAAAUUCUUUUAAUGAUCGUUUCUCGGUUCGUUUAAGUGCAACUUAUGUAACUAUUAUUAGUGUUGUAUAACUAUAAUUGUAUGAUAUAUAAUUAUAUAAUGUUAUAUAACUACAAUUGUAUAUAACUGUAAUACUUCUGAAGCCAAAAUAUUUGACUUCUCUUUGAA
Messenger RNA from Hydra vulgaris (swiftwater hydra), 1108 nucleotides. RefSeq names its product copper chaperone for superoxide dismutase. Gene Ontology annotation, molecular function: copper ion binding; superoxide dismutase copper chaperone activity. The record is from RefSeq and is a predicted model, not a curated record. NCBI's taxonomy places the organism in Eukaryota, Metazoa, Cnidaria, Hydrozoa, Anthoathecata, Hydridae. Gene Ontology annotation, biological process: superoxide metabolic process.